Messenger RNA from Erythranthe guttata (spotted monkey flower), 2127 nucleotides. RefSeq lists its product as uncharacterized. Gene Ontology annotation, molecular function: protein binding. Lineage: Eukaryota; Viridiplantae; Streptophyta; Magnoliopsida; Lamiales; Phrymaceae. The record is from RefSeq and is a predicted model, not a curated record.
AUGGGUUCUUUGGGUGGAGAAGCAUCAACUGCAACACAACACAAGGCAAUGCUGGUUUAUCCAAAGAUGUUUGGUGCUAACCCUUCUGAGAGAUGGGGGCAUUCGGCUUGCUAUUUCAAUGGUUUAGUUUACAUUUUUGGUGGAUGCCGUGGGGGCGUGCACUUCAGCGACGUGCUCGUGUGCAAUCUCUCAACAAUGGCAUGGAAUAUUCUCAAGACUUCCGGGCAGGGGCCGGGGCCCCUCGACAGCCACGGCGCAGUACUCGUGGGCCACAAGAUGUUAGUCUUCGGAGGCACCAACGGUUCCAAAAAAGUCAACGGCCUUCACAUUCUCGAUCUCCUCUCUCGAGAAUGGAGUCAACCCUCGUGCAUUGGAAAUCCUCCCUCCCCUCGUGAGAGCCACACGAUUAAUGUUAUCGGUGAAGAUAAAUUGGUGGUGUUUGGUGGCAGUGGAGGAGGGGAAUCCAAUUAUUUAAACGAUUUGCAUUUUUUGGAUUUGAAAAAUAUGGAAUGGUCUUCGCCUAAUGUACGUGGGAAUUUAUUUCCCGCUCCUCGCGAUAGCCAUAGCUCGGUGGCGGUUGGGAAUAGGCUAUUCGUGUUUGGUGGAGACUCGGGCGAUAGAUACCAAGGCGAUGUUUGUGUGCUCGAUGUUAAUAAGAUGAUUUGGUCCAAGGUCGAUGCUCGUGGACCUUGGCCCGGUGCUCGUGCGGGCCAUGCUGCUGUGAGUAUAGGGACCAAGAUUUAUGUGCUCGGAGGAGUCGGUGACAAACAAUACUACAACGAUCUUUGGGUACUCGACGCAAUCACAUUGUCAUGGAUUCAGCUCGACAUAUGUUCUCAAAAAUCUCAAGGACGAUUUUCCCAUACCGCCACCGUCACAAACCUCGGAAUUGCCAUUUUUGGAGGGUGUGGAGAGGACGAGCAUCCGUUAAACGAGUUACUAAUCUUACAGAUCGAUUCACCAACUUGUAGUCGAGCUUUCGGAAGCACGUACAAAGAAGAAAUAAAAAUGUUUUCUAGAAAUGCGGAGAAUAAUAAUUCGAAGUCGACAGUAUUUGUAUGCGACAACGAAGAUUUAUCAUCGUCGCAGGAAGUCGAAGAGCUCCCCAAACAAUCUUUCCACUUUAGUUCCGAUAUGUUGCAUCCUAAGAGGAGAAGAACUAGUAAUAAUAACUCGGCGCUGACCGAACAAAAACUCGAGCUCGAGAAACAUUCCGUUUCGAAAUCACAACAAUCGUCCUCUUCACAAUCUGAUCAGGAUCAGAUUCCCGCGAAGAAAAGCAUCUCGAACUACCCUUCGUCUAGAACUCAUCCAUUGUCUAGGCAAAAAAAUUACGGUCCAAGUUAUUAUCCCAGAAAUUCUAUUCCCGGGACAUGUCCAGAUAUAUAUUUUAAAUCCUCGGAUCAUCGAAAUCCGAUAAAUCAAGAAAAUCCGAACGUAAUUUGCACCAAUGGAGCGGAAUCGUUAUCCCUCGAGGCGGGGAAAUUCAGAAAUAUGAUUGGAGCUGAAGUUCGGGGCCAUGUUGACGUGGCAUUCGAUUCGGGCUACCUAAUGACUGCUACUGUUAACGGAAAGGUCUUUCGAGGAGUUCUAUUUUCUCCGGGACCCGAUCUUGUUUCGAGAGGUGCCUUUCUUGGACAACAUUCAUUACCUCCGGCACACCAUAACGGCUUUAAUCAUGAAAAUUCGGGCGUAAAUAACAAUGCAAGUGUUGCUUAUCCGAGGCUUACAAACCUGCCCGUAAAAAAAGCUCGAUUCUCUCCGGAAAAUGGAACUACUCUUCGAUUGGAGAAAGACUCGAGGGCUAUUAAUAAUACUGAACUUCAGGGUGUGGUGUUAACUCUGGCAAGUCCGGGAAGCGAUCAUGUUAGGUUGUAGAAACUCAGGCGAUUUUUUUUUUUUUUGGUGUACAUUUUUAAUGUGUAGAAUUGGACUUAUUUGUUUGAUUUUCCCUCCAUAUUUUGGAGGUUUUAGAUAAGUUGUGUGAUGAGAGAGUUUAGUAGAGCCUGCUGAGAGUAUUUGAUCUUUUUCCAUUAUGAGUUCAGUCUUUUUUGCAAGAAAAAUACUUCAUUGUGUAAGUUUGGUAUUCUUAAUAAUUUGAUGCAUUGGUGUCAAAAGCAAUUAUCA